Molecule: messenger RNA, 288 nt
Organism: Rodentolepis nana
Lineage: Eukaryota; Metazoa; Platyhelminthes; Cestoda; Cyclophyllidea; Hymenolepididae
Source: the annotation of a GenBank genome assembly
AUGAUGGUGGGCACCGAUAUGAAUCGAGCUUUUGAUGCCCUUCCUGGCUUAAAGGACUUGAUGCCAGAAUCCUACGGUGGCAACGUGAAAAUGACAUUCGAGGAAAUGUGUGAGAAGCAGUCGGCACUAAUGAAAUCCAUUCCUGACCAUGGUACUGGUUUUGCAAUUUCAGUGGACGAGUCGCAGCGACCAAAGGAGUGCAGAAACCUCUUCGUUCAUUACAAAGACCUCUCUGAUGAUCUCAUGGGCAAAUCCGGAACAUAUGUUAAAUUAAAUGAUGAACUUUAG